Molecule: messenger RNA, 4278 nt
Organism: Medioppia subpectinata
Lineage: Eukaryota; Metazoa; Arthropoda; Arachnida; Sarcoptiformes; Oppiidae
Source: the annotation of a GenBank genome assembly
AUGGGUUUUGCGAUAUUCGUGUGUUUGGUAUACAUUUUCAGUCUAACGCCUAUACUAUCGGCACAGGUAUUAACGGACGGCGAUUGUCUGGGCUAUGCGUCCUUCGACUACUUCCGACAAUCGCCAGGCGGUUACGACUCGGCCGACCGGAUGGACGGCCAACUGUGUGCCGCCCUCUGCGCCAAAGUGUGGAUGCCUUACGCGGGAGUUGUGAAACACCAGCACUGCCUGUGCGCCUACGAACACGACCGGCCAAACAUCGAGGCCAUCGAUAAGGUGUCGGCCGAACUCUGCGACCGCAGCGAUGAGUACGUCCGCUACUACGAGGGCAAAGUCAUGCACCCAAUCGUCGCGCUGGCCAUCAAAGGGUCGGCUGAAGAGGCGGCCGUCGACCAGGAGGUGAGCUUUGAGGUGAGUGUCGGCAGUGGCGAAGAGGUCGAGUAUUCGGUGGACUUUGGCGACGGAACCGAUCCGACCGACUGGUCGCCCACAAUGACUCACCAGCACCGGUACUUCAUGCCCGGCCAGUAUAUGGUGGUAGUGUUCGCCCGACAACCGGAACAUCUGAACCGUCGAGUGCUGUCCGAAAUCACUUACAUUCACGUAACGUCCGAAUUGGUGACCGAAAACAUACACUUCAAGUGUCCCAAAGUGGUAGAGCCCGGAGACCCGGCUCUCUGUAAUCUCACCGUCAAUGCUGGACAGCGUAUGGAAAUGACGGUCGACUUUGGCGACGGUUCACCAGCCGUUCCCAUCCCUCUACCCGAUGUGCCGAUGCGAUCGCUGGGCGUGAAUAUACCGCAGUAUAAGACACCAACAGUUCUGUUUGGAAGCGCUCUUAAACCCGAAGAAUUGCUUAUAAUUCCGUUACCGGAGAAGGAGUUGGACUCUUCGGCCGCCAUUCAAGCGCUGGAAGGUUACGGAGCGGCGCCGGGAAAUAUGCAAUUGUUUAUAUUACGAAAGGUGUGUCCGGAAGGGUUGGCCGAAUGCAACGAAGGCCACGGCAUCACGUGCUUCGAGCCGUCGGCCCUUUGCGUACUGAAUAAGGGCUGUUCAGACAAUUGUCAACCAUUUCCGCCCAAAAAGACCUCAUAUAGUAUUGUGAAGACAUUCACACUAACCAUAACUGAGGGCCACUUCUACCUGCAGUCGACGAGUUCUUUCCGUAUGCUCGCCGGCGAUGUGUUGGCCAUACGUAGCGAUGGCGCACAACUGGCCCAUCGGGCGCCCAAAAAAGGCGAAACACCCGACUAUAUCACAGACCAUUCGGCGGACGGCGUCACCGCCUUCUCAUCGGACGCGUUCCGCGAAGUAAAACAGAUGAAACACUUGAUCCGCGCGAUUGUCAGCGAACCCCUGGCACUGACUGUACCGCACGAGUACGAGGAGAGCGGCCGAUACGGCAUCCGUUUAGCGCUGAAGAACCGGUGGACAGCGGCCGCCAUUACCCGCGAGAGCUCUAUCAAUAUCCAGAGCACUAUCUCAAAGAUGAGGUUAACGGUUAUGCCGCCCGACACUCCCGUUGACCAACGCGUGGACAUCACUAUACAGUUGAAUAAGGGCUCAAACAUUAAGGUGUUGUGGGAUUUCGGCGAUGGAAAUACCGUCACCGAUCAAAUACCCGUAAUUAAAUCGAGUCAACGGUUUAUGAAGACCUAUAAGUACAGUCAGCCCGGCGUCUAUACCAUCCGCGUGAAGGCCGAGAAUCUUCAGGGCGAGACGUCGACCGAACACACACUGAUCGCCGAACACCCGGUGCACAAGAACUGGAAGAUUGUGUCCAAUUCGCCGCAACUGUUGCCCGGUUUCGUGGACUUCAACUUCACGUAUCCGAUGGACAAAAUAAUGCCCACAAACGCGAGCACUAUCAUCGACUUCGGCGAUGGCAAGCGCGAGGUGUGGGACGUGCCCGACACCGACUGGACAGGUCUUCAUGUCAUUCAACACGAGUACGAAAAGGCCGGCAAAUACAACGUUAAGGUCAAUAUGUCUAACAUCGUCUCCAAACAGAUUCGCCGGUUUCAGGUGGAUGUCUUGAGACGCAUCACCGGUUUGAAAGUGACCGCCAAAUAUCACAAUCCGGACAGAGGUUUCAUACCAGGCAUCGGUCCGAACACCGAUUACUUUCCUAUUGAUCGACAAAUUAACUUUACUUUUGCCACACAAACGGGUGAUAUUGAGCACUAUGUCAUCGAUUUGAAUGGCCAUCCGCUCCAGAACUCCACAGAUAAUGUCACCUCAUUUGUGACACAAGAGCCGGGUUUUUAUAACUUCACAUUUUAUGGCUAUAAUAACAUUCAAAAGAAGUCUAAAUCAUAUAGUCUUCCGAUGUAUAUCUUGGAGCCCAUCGAAGGGCUGGAUAUCUACGACAUGUCUAACGAUACGGUUGAGCCGGAAAUCAAACGGUUUGCCAUUGAAUUCGCAAAAAUGGGCACAAAUUCUUGUCUUAUCGUCGAUUACGGCCAGAAUAAGGCUGAGAUCGAGGCGUUCGGCGACUCUCGCAACUGUCGCUAUUUAUACCCCGAUGUAAAGUAUACUCUGAUGGGUAAUCUGACCAAUCCGUUGGAUAUAUCCAAACAGUACGAUAAGCCCAAAGACUAUCGGCUCAAGUUCUCGGUGUCCAAUCAGAUCUCGACAAUUUCCCGAGAAGUGACGGUCACUGUUAUAGAAAUCGAUUGCAAACCUCCGAUACUAAACAUCAGGAAUCGGGUCGUGAAUUGGCGCAGAGGUCUGGAGUUCUGGAAAUCAAAGCCAAUCCAACUGUUCUCGAAGACGAUCGUUGACUGUAACGCCACGACUGCUGUGACCAGAGUUUGGGACGCAUACCGGUUGGAGGAGGAGAACGGAACGGUUACAGAACAGGUUGACUUGUCUUCGCUCGACUCCUACCGCAAGAGUUUCCUAUAUGUGCCGCCGUUUUUCCUGCCCGACGGCUACUAUAUGUUCAGAUAUUCAAUCAAUAUGACCAGUCCUGAGCCCCACCCACUGCUCCCCUUCUACGCCCACUCUUAUACAUAUGUCAAAGUAGUCCGCAGUCCUAUAUCCGCGCAGUUGGCUGAAGGCGCUCAGUCUCGGGUCAUCCGGGGUUGGGGUCAGAGGAUCCGUUUCGCACCGGAAGAGUUCUCCGUAGAUCCGGACGACGCGACCAACAAGAACUUUGAGGUCCGCUGGUUUUGCCGCCGCAUUCCCGACGAGUACAUCGACAACAGACUGCCCGACGAGAGACAGAACUUUUCGGAACCACUCUAUGACCGGACGGGUAUUGACGAGGAGUGGGACGACGACGACGGGGGCGGAUGUUUCGGACGCGGACCAGGGCUGGAUAUCUACGACAUGUCUAACGAUACGGUUGAGCCGGAAAUCAAACGGUUUGCCAUUGAAUUCGCAAAAAUGGGCACAAAUUCCUGUCUUAUCGUCGAUUACGGCCAGAAUAAGGCUGAGAUUGAGGCGUUCGGCGACUCUCGCAACUGUCGCUAUUUAUACCCCGAUGUAAAGUAUACUCUGAUGGGUAAUCUGACCAAUCCGUUGGAUAUAUCCAAACAGUACGAUAAGCCCAAAGACUAUCGGCUCAAGUUCUCGGUGUCCAAUCAGAUCUCGACAAUUUCCCGAGAAGUGACGGUCACUGUUAUAGAAAUCGAUUGCAAACCUCCGAUACUAAACAUCAGGAAUCGGGUCGUGAAUUGGCGCAGAGGUCUGGAGUUCUGGAAAUCAAAGCCAAUCCAACUGUUCUCGAAGACGAUCGUCGACUGUAACGCCACGACUGCUGUCACUAGAGUUUGGGACGCAUACCGGUUGGAGGAGGAGAACGGAACCGUUACGGAACAGAUCGACUUGUCUUUGCUCGACUCCUACCGCAAGAGUUUUCUAUAUGUGCCGCCGUUUUUCCUGCCCGACGGCUACUAUAUGUUCAGAUACUCAAUCAAUAUGACCAGUCCUGAGCCCCACCCACUGCUCCCCUUCUACGCCCACUCCUAUACAUAUGUCAAAGUAGUCCGCAGUCCUAUAUCCGCGCAGUUGGCUGAAGGCGCUCAGUCUCGGGUCAUCCGGGGUUGGGGUCAGAGGAUCCGUUUCGCACCGGAAGAAUUUUCAGUAGAUCCGGACGACGCGACCAACAAGAACUUCGAGGUCCGCUGGUUUUGCCGCCGCAUUCCCGACGAGUACAUUGACAACAGACUGCCCGACGAGAGACAGAACUUUUCGGAACCACUCUAUGACCGGACGGGUAUUGACGAGGAGUGGGACGACGACGACGGGGGCGGAUGUUUCGGACGCGGACCA